Pollicipes pollicipes is the source of this 2063-nucleotide messenger RNA. RefSeq names its product cyclin-dependent kinase-like 1. The transcript is spliced from 9 exons. Gene Ontology annotation, molecular function: ATP binding; protein serine/threonine kinase activity. Lineage: Eukaryota; Metazoa; Arthropoda; Thecostraca; Pollicipedomorpha; Pollicipedidae. Bases 666 to 2063 code for a protein of 465 amino acids. The record is from RefSeq and is a predicted model, not a curated record. Gene Ontology annotation, cellular component: nucleus. Gene Ontology annotation, biological process: protein phosphorylation.
GGUGAGGCGACGGAGGCGCACAGACCCGCCGGCGCCGCCGACCGACGACCAGGUCAGCGCCGAGGGAGAGACAGGGCUGGGGCCGUCGGAGUCGGCAGUCUUCGGAGGCGCCGCCGCAGCUCCGGCUGUGGCUCGGACGCAGGGCGCCAGAGCAAGCCAGGCCGCGUUAGGGGACUGACCGAAGAGAGCUGAGAAACGACAAAAGCGGCUUGCGUCUGGCGGCGGGCUGCAGCGCGCAGGCGGUGUGUCGACUCCUCCUGAACCGGCUCGAGGUGUCGGCUCCGACUCUGCCCCGAGCGGUGGGUGACGUCACGCGCCACCGAAGCGACGGCAUCGCCCACGGCGAGGUCGGCGAGGGUCGGCCAGGUGCUCCAGGUCAACUGCGAAGACAAGCUGCACCGACCGGGGGGCCUCGCACAGCGUCCGUCAGUCGGUCGCAUCGUCACGAACGGCGGAAAUCACCGGAACAACGGCCUAAACCGUGUGAACCACGGCCGAAACCGUGAAACCGCCCACAAACCAUCGCGUCGCUCCGUGCGCGACGAGAGCCGACAGCCUGUGAACGCCGCCGCUGAGUGCCGCGCCCCUGAGCACAUCACAGACGGCACAGCUUGACCGGAGCUCAGCUGACCCCUGGCGUGACCUGCUGACGUCCCGCCGCGGCCAUGGACAAGUACGAGAGCCUGGGUAUCGUGGGCGAGGGCUCGUACGGGGUGGUGGUCAAGUGCCGUCACAAGGAGUCCGGCCAGAUUGUCGCCAUCAAGAAGUUCCUGGAGGGCGAGGAGGACGCCCAGGUGAAGAAGAUCGCUAUGAGGGAGGUCCGCAUGCUCAAGCGUCUACGGCACGAGAACCUGGUGAACUUGAUUGAGGUGUUCCGGCGGCGGCGGCGACUCUGCCUGGUGCUGGAGUUUGUGGAGAGCACGGUGCUGGACUUGCUGGAGGCGAAGGAGGAGGGUGGCCUAGAGCCGGCAGCCGUCCGCAGCUACAUCUUUCAGCUGCUGCGGGGCCUCGAGUUUUGCCACACCCAGAACAUCAUUCAUCGCGACAUCAAGCCCGAAAACGUGCUCAUCUCCAAUCUCGGAGUGGUGAAACUGUGCGAUUUCGGCUUUGCCAGACCCCUAGCGGGCCCCGGAGAGAACUGCACUGACUAUGUCGCCACCAGAUGGUACCGGGCUCCGGAGCUGCUCGUCGGCGACACUCGAUACGGAAGGGAGGUGGACGUGUGGGCGGCCGGCUGCCUGUUCGCCGAGAUGCUGACGGGGGACCCGCUGUUUCCGGGCGACAGCGACAUUGACCAGCUGUACCUCAUCAUACAGACCACCGGGCCCCUCUCAAAGGCGCACGUGGAGCUGAUGAGCAACAACCCGGCGCUGUCGGGCCUCCGACUCAACACGGUGCUGCGGCCCAGGUUCAGCGCCAAGUUCCCACAGUGGCCGGAGCUGCAGGUGCACUUCCUGCAGGACUGCCUGGAGAUGGACCCUCAGCAGCGCCCCGGAUGCCGGGAGCUGCUGCAGCACGACUUCUUCACGCACGACCAGUUCCCGCAGCGGCAGCUGCCCGAGAUCAAGCGCAAAAUCCAGCAGAGCCAGGCCCGGAUCUCGGUGGGCCGCCUGGUCGGCUCGCAGCGGCCAGAGCCGGCCGACAGCCGGCCGGAGCCGUCGACGGCCAUCCCGCCGAUCGCCGAGCCGCCGCCGCCGCCGCCGCCGCCGGCAGCACCCUCCCACGGCUGGGUCAAGGACACCCUCAUCGGCUGGGGCGUGCCCGGUCUGGCCAGUGACCCGCUGACUGCCCUGCUGCACCGGUCCUCGGAGCGGCCGCGACCUCUGGCGCCGGUGGCCGGCAGCCGCUCGCCGGCCGUUCUGCGCCGGGGCAGGGAGACGCCGGCCUGCUCCACCUGCCAGGAGGUCACAGCCCGGGGGCACGCCGCCCUCUCCGAGAAACUGUCGCCGCGGCUGGCGACCGUCGAGCGCGCGCUGCAGCAGCGGAGGACGUCCGAGGCCCGCGCCCGGCCCGGCCUCUCGCUGCCCAACGUACCGGGCGCAGGUGAGCUGGACCGGGGCUGA